Molecule: messenger RNA, 2231 nt
Organism: Hyla sarda
Lineage: Eukaryota; Metazoa; Chordata; Amphibia; Anura; Hylidae
Gene: KLHL40
Product: kelch like family member 40
Exons: 6
Coding region: 1-1851 (616 amino acids)
Biological process (GO): skeletal muscle fiber development; negative regulation of proteasomal ubiquitin-dependent protein catabolic process; negative regulation of protein ubiquitination
Cellular component (GO): I band; A band
Molecular function (GO): protein binding
Source: RefSeq, a predicted model, not a curated record
AUGGCGCUUCCCGUACAACAGACUGAAGAGCAGAGACUCUACCAGCAAACGUUGCUUCAAGAUGGUCUCAAGGAUAUGCUGGACAACAACAAGUUCAUAGACUGCAUCUUGAGGAUAAAGGGAAAGGAAUUUCCAUGCCACCGGCUGGUCCUGGCAGCUUGCAGCCCUUACUUCCGAGCCAUGUUCCUUUCAGACUUAGAAGAGAGUAGGAAAAAGGAAAUUGACCUUGAAGACGUAGAUCCCGAUGUGAUGGGGAAGAUUCUUCAUUACAUCUACACUUCUGAGAUCGAGAUUACGGAGAAGAAUGUUCAGGAUAUCUUCUCUGUGGCCAAUAUGUUCCAGAUCCCUUCCAUAUUCACAGUGUGCGUCUCUUUCCUCCAGAAGAAGCUGUGUCUUAGUAACUGCCUGGCAAUCUUCCGGUUGGGUCUCAUGUUGGAUUGUCCUCGCCUGGCCGUCUCCGCUAGGGAUUUCCUAUGCGAUCGUUUCAAUCUGAUCACCAGAGACGAGGAGUUCCACCAACUCUCCCCUGAUGAACUCAUUGCCAUUAUAUCCAGCGACAACUUGAACGUUGAGAAGGAAGAGGACGUCUUUAAAGUUGUCAUGGACUGGGCGGCCAAGGAGAAAGAAACCCGCGUCAAGACUCUGCCGGUUGUCUUUGAAAGUAUUCGCUUCCGUCUUAUACCUGAGGACUACAUCAAGGACAAAGUAGAGAAGCACGAGUUGGUUAAAUCUAGUCCUGAAAUAUUGAAGAAGCUACAAAUGGUCAAGGAGGCCCAUGUGGGCAAACUACCAGUGGUCAAAAGGAAAACCACCAAAAAAUCAGAACAAGACAAAGAUGGAGAGAAGGUAGUCAAUGGAAAUGUUGAGGAAGAAGAAGAUGAAGAUGCCCUGCCCGGAAUUCUGAACGAUACAUUGAGAUUUGGAAUGUUCUUGAAGGACCUGAUCAUUAUGAUAAGUGACACCGGGGCAGUUGCUUACGAUCCAAGUGCCAACGAGUGCUUCUUUGCUUCUCUUUCAGCUCAGAUCCCCAAAAAUCACAUCAGUUUGGUUACAAAGGAGAACCAGAUCUUUGUGGCCGGUGGACUUUAUUACAAUGAGGAGAGCAAAGAGGAUCCCCUGAGCUCAUACUUCUUACAGUUUGAUCACAUGGAGUCGGAUUGGCUAGGAAUGCCGCCAGUCCCAUCAGCUCGGUGUCUCUUUGGCCUUGGAGAGUCUGAAAAUUCCAUCUACCUGAUUGGAGGGAAAGAGCUGAAGGAAGGAGAACAGUCACUGGAUUCGGUUUUGUGUUAUGACCGACCGUCAUUUAAAUGGGGGGAGUCUGACCCAUUACCCUACCAAGUGUACGGCCACGCUGUGGUUUCACAUGAAAACCUGGUUUAUGUCAUUGGAGGGAAAGGCGCCGACAAAAAAUGCCUGAACCGUUUGUGCGUUUACAACCCCAAGAAGUUUGAGUGGAAGGAUUUGGCCCCUAUGAAGACGGCCCGCUCACUUUUUGGGGCCACACUCCACAAUGGGAAAAUCUAUAUUGCAGCCGGAGUGACGGACACCGGCCUGACCAGCACCAUGGAGGUCUAUGACACCAAGACUAACAAAUGGGAAGAUUUUACAGAGUUCCCACAAGAACGCAGCUCGCUCAGCCUUGUCAGCAUGGACGGAACAUUGUACGCCAUCGGGGGGUUCGCUACAGUGGAGAAUGAAAAUGAAGAACUGGUGCCGACAGAGCUGAACGAUAUAUGGAGAUACAAUGAGGAUGAGAAGAAGUGGGAAGGAAUUCUCCGGGAGAUUCGCUAUGCCUCUGGAGCGACGUUCCUGGCCGCCCGCCUUAACAUUCUCCGACUAACAAAGAUGUGAAUCCGCGACUAGGCCGUACGCUGCGAUGUAACGUUAUACAUGAAGGGGCACGAAGAGACAAAGGAAGAAGGUUUAACCAAUGGAGGAACGAAAGUGAAGAACAGGGACAUUUAAAGUGACAGAAGGACUAUAUAAGAGCGGAUACGGAUCGGAAUGUUCUAGAUCAGUGUUUCCCAACCGGUGCGCCUCCAGCUGUUGCAAAACGUAAUUUUGCAACAGCUGGAGGCACAUUGGUUCUGAAACACUGUUCUAGCUUACCAAGAUGGAACCCCAGGACAAUAAGCAAUCCCUUUUUUUUUUUUGCCGCUGUUUUUAACGUAUAUAACAUUUCUACUAAAUAAUAAUAAUAAAUUUGUGCAGUUUUUCUAAUACCAGUUGUU